CAUAAAAAAAAUCUUAAAAUGGCAAAUAAACAAAAUUUAAUUAAUUAUACCGAAGAAUUAAUAGAUGUGAUUGAUAUGCAAGAUUCUUGCAUUAUCAAUUCAGUGGAAGUGGACAGUGAAAAUUUUAAUGAUGAAAUUGAUCUUCAACAAUUUCUCCAAACCAUAAAUAUGGAGUCCCUGUUCGAAACAUUAAAAGCUGCUAAUGUCAAAUACAGGAGUUUGCCGUAUAUAACAAACGUGGACCUAACAGAAGCUAUUCCACAUUUGGGGCUACGUGCGGAAUUCCGUAGCAAACUUGUUACAUGGAGAAAAACUGAGGAGUUGACAAUGAGCCCUCAAAGGUCCAGUUAUGUCAGCAAAGGAAAGACAUAG
Molecule: messenger RNA, 372 nt
Organism: Lucilia cuprina (Australian sheep blowfly)
Lineage: Eukaryota; Metazoa; Arthropoda; Insecta; Diptera; Calliphoridae
Exons: 3
Coding region: 19-372 (117 amino acids)
Source: RefSeq, a predicted model, not a curated record